Molecule: messenger RNA, 1357 nt
Organism: Capsicum annuum
Lineage: Eukaryota; Viridiplantae; Streptophyta; Magnoliopsida; Solanales; Solanaceae
Product: 101 kDa malaria antigen-like
Exons: 4
Coding region: 306-980 (224 amino acids)
Source: RefSeq, a predicted model, not a curated record
AAAGUUUAAGUGUUGUUUACUGUGGUCCUUGCACACCAUGUUCCUUGCAAAAGAUUCGACGCAGGUUGUCGACACUAAACCGAUUCGAAUGGUCGAUUCUUCGAGUUUCUUCGAGAAUUAUCCAUGGGGGAAAGAAACAUUUAAACUGACCCUAGACUAUCUGAAGAAAAAAUUAACCUGAAGAAGUAGAGGGAAGUAUUUGAUGAGAAGUAGAAAGCAUCCUAUGCUUUAUUCGAUUUCCCUGGGCAUUCAUGGUUUGGAUCUAUGACGCCUUUCCUUAUCUUAAAAAAUUUGCUUGAAAAUUAAUGGAUGAGCCCUUUCCCAUUCCCCGCAUCCUCAGAUGGAACUCUAUAAAAAGUGACCAGAUAAUCGAAGGCGACUACAAAGGAAAAUUUACCGAGAACGUGCACCCGUACAUCAUCCCUACUGUUCGUGAGACGAAGAUGGAUUGCAUGAUUACGUUUAAGCCAUAUACGGACGAGGUGAAGAAUAACGUCCUCGAUCGUUUAAAGAAAGAGUUAGAAAGGGCGACUGUCCUUAUUUCAAAUAAGGACAGUAAUGAUGAUGGGGAUUUGGGUGGUAACCUCGUUGAAAUACGCGUUGGUGAUGAUAAUUCACCGAGCACGUCGAAAGAUGCAGUGGGAACCUCAUCCCCUAGGAAUCUUCAUAAGCGUGUUGCUGUUCUUGAGGAAGCGUUGUUGGAUAUUAUUGCCUAUAUCAGAGAGAAAAGACUGAAGAAAAAGGAAAAGGAUGAGCGACAACAUGAGCAAGUGCAUAUGAACCUUCAUGAAUUAGAGAGGAAUGAAAAAGUAGAAAAAAGAAGCAAAAUGGAUGAGUUGGCCACUGUUGUGACGGAAGAGGAACAAGAAGAAGAAAAGAAGGUUGAAGAAGAAGAAAUGGAAGAAGAUAAAAGCCAAGAAGAAAGUGUAAAAGAAGCAGCUAUAGUGAAAGAAGAAAAAGUUGAAAAAGAAGCAGUGUAAGUUGAAGAUAAAGUCAAGGAAAAAGAAGGAGCUGUAGUUGAAUAACGCAAGAAAAAAGAAGAAGCUGAAAAAAUAGGAGCAACAGCUGAUGAAGAAAAAAAAGAAGAAGCUGAUAAAGUUGUAGAGGGUGAAGAAAAAGAAAAAGAAAAAGCUGAGGAAGAAAAGGAAGGUGAGAAAGAAGUAGCUAUUGAAAGUGAAGAAAAAAAAGAAGAUGAGGAAGAAAAGAAAGGUGAGAAAGAAGCAGUUGUUGAAGGUGAAGGAAAAAAAGAAGCCGAGGAAGAAAAAAAAGAUGGGUUCAUGGAUAUCGUUGAUGAAAUCAACAACACCUAUGCUGAUGAGGAGGAAAAUAGUGAAAAAACAUUUGAUUGCUAAUAUUG